This is a messenger RNA of Bombina bombina (fire-bellied toad), 577 nucleotides long. Its product is annotated as dnaJ homolog subfamily C member 7. The annotation marks the transcript as partial. The transcript has 5 exons. The record is from RefSeq and is a predicted model, not a curated record. NCBI's taxonomy places the organism in Eukaryota, Metazoa, Chordata, Amphibia, Anura, Bombinatoridae.
UAAUUUUUACUCUGUCUUGAAAUAUUACUUUAUAGAGCUACACAGUGUAUUUUUUAUAAAUGUUUGUGGUGUUUUAAUUUGUAUUCUCCCUGUUGACCUUGAUCCUUCCAGUUUAACAGACACAGAACAGUAUGAAGAAGCAGUACGGGAUUAUGAAAAGGUUUACCAGACAGAAAGCACAAAAGAACACAAGCAGCUGCUUAAGAACGCACAGCUGGAACUUAAGAAGAGCAAAAGGAAAGAUUACUACAAAAUACUGGGAGUGGACAAGAAUGCAUCAGAAGACGAUAUAAAGAAAGCUUAUAGAAAAAGGGCAUUAAUGCACCAUCCAGACCGACAUAGUGGGGCCACAGCAGAGGUUCAGAAAGAAGAAGAGAAAAAAUUCAAGGAGGUGGGAGAAGCCUUCACAAUUUUAUCUGAUCCUAAAAAGAAGGCACGGUAUGACAACGGGCAGGACCUGGAAGAAGAUGGCGUAAACAUGGGAGACUUUGAUGCCAACAAUAUCUUCAAGGCUUUCUUCAGUAGUCCCGGAGGCUUCAGUUUUGAAGUUUUUAACAGCUAGACAGCACUAGUUCAU